AUGGCUGAACCGCCCGAAGACGCCAUCGACGAGUUUGUCAGCUUCACAAGCUCGACGCGCGAGCAAGCUAUCAACUUCCUGAAGGCCCACAACAACGACUCACAGAAAGCGAUCAACGCCUAUUUCGAAGACCCUACAGUUGGCCCACAAGAAAAUGCGCUCCGAGUACCCGCAACAGCUCCUCCUUCGCGCCCUCCCUCCCGAGCAAACAUGAAACAACCCUCCCAAGGCGUCGAUUUCGAGUCAACUGCCACGACAGCUGCCCAAAGCUCCGCUGGUGAGGAGCCUCCCGUGGAAGAAUACUGGUCAACAGCUACUGACUGGGGAAACAAAUCAGGCGGUGCCGGACAAGGACUAAGCUUGGCCGAGCGCGAGGAACAAGAACUGCAACAGGCGGUUGCUAUGUCCCUUGGAUCUGGAAAACAGGAGACCGGUGUGACGCUUAAGGGUGAAGCGCAGUUUGGCAAAGCAACACGCGAUCAUUACGAUGAAGGCGCUUGGGCGAUGACUCUGUUUAACACCUCAUCUGAAGAAGUCUUGAUCAGUCCGGAUCCCGAGGACCGCAAGAGGGUUGACGGAGUUCCUGCGUUUAUUCGCCCUACACAUGAAAACCUCUAUCUGGGAGGUCUUCUGACUAUCCUCCAUGAAAUUCCUCUUGCGCGCGAAGCUCUGUUGCUGCGAAACAAGGUGCUCUUUGACUACGGUAAUGACGCGAAUUGGUGGAACGGACAGGCAAUUAACCUCCCAAAAAUUGUCACAGUUCAUGAUAGCCAGGACACAGAUAAUGACUGGGACGAUAUUAUCCACGAGUCACAGCGGCUAAUGGCGUUCCUGGACUCUACCAAACGUGCCUUUGGAAGCAGUGAUGUGCUGGCAAACCUCAAACACGUCAUGUCAUAUUCUUCCGAUUCGGAGGAAAUCGUGGCCCGUUUCCUCGAGAAGUGGCAUGAUGCGGCGCUUAAAGCGGACCCGGACAAUCCUCUUGCAACAAUAUUCAUGUCUCAUGCUUACAAAAACUCUCCUUUCGAAGUAGAUGAAGGGGGAGAGCCCAUUGAGAAGCAACUCUACACGUUCAGCCCCCAGGUUGAGCCAGAUCAUGGCCAAACGCUGUACGACGUCUUGGACAACGCGAUUUGGGGUGAUAGUCCUGGCGAGGAGCUUGACGACGUAUGGCUCGAGACUGUGGGAGAAGUCCUCUUGAUGAAGCUUGAUGCCCCUGAUAGUUCCAAGUCUGUGGAUGUGAAGAUCCCCUCAGUUUUCUAUCCAGAUCGCUACCUCAGCAGCUGUCAAGAGAUUUCUCGUGAAUUCCGCACCCAAAGACUCGAGGUUGAGAGUGAAAUGAAGAGCCUGGAGCAAGCCGUGCAACGUUUGACAUAUCCAAGUUCGCCGGCGGGCACAUUGACUCGGAAGGAGAUCCUCGAAAAAGCUGCCACUGUGGUUCCCAUAAUACUUGCGAAGAAGAUGGCCGGGGACGAUGAAUCAAUGAACCCCCAGGUGGCAAACGAGAAAGCAGAACGGCUUACAAAGGAGCUGAAAGUGGCCUCGGCGAAGCUUGAAGCGAAGCUCAAAGAGCUGGACGAAAGAAAGCAUGUGGCUCACGAGACCAUGCGAAGUUACUCCAGGGCACUCACGGAGCCCUCUCCCACCCCCGGGGAGCCUCCUCUUCGAAAAUACACUCUUCGAGGAGUCUGCACUCAACCGCAUGUCACCUACGUCUUGAGAGCUAACGACGCCGCCAAAUCGGGCGAUUUAAUGGACAUCGAUGAUCGGAACGAUGGCGCUUCUCAAUGGUGGCGCAUUAGCUUCUCCGCUGAAGAUGGAAAAGCGCGCCAGGCCGCGAAGAGGGAAGCUCAGGGCACUCAAUCUGCUAGUCAAAACGGCGAUGUCGUUGGCUACACGGCUCACAGAGUCCGCGAGGUCGAAGUUCUUCGAGCCGCUCGCGAAGAAUAUCGCUCAGUCCUGCUCGUCUAUGCCAACGAUAACGCGGUGAAUGCCAAGGUGGAAGCAGCACCUCAUGCUCUCAGGGGAUUCGUCAACAAAGACAACGAACUAUUUGCAGCCGAGUGCGAGCAGAGUACCAACCCAGGCGAAGAGCCUCAAAGCUCGCCAAAAAAAGACGCCGGCCGGCAACAGCAAUCGACAUCUCAAAGCGGACAUCUGGUGAAUGCGGUUGACUACGAAAUUUCCGAGGACACUGAUCACGGUGCCGGCCAGGAAAUGCAAGAGAAGGGAGGAUCCCGGCUCCUAGGCUCACCCAGUAACACUGCAACCCCAUCGGUAUCACGAACCUUGGAUGAUGAUAUGGAGUGGAGCAUAGGUGAUGAAACGGGCCACGUGGAAAAUGCGAGGACUUGA
Penicillium atrosanguineum is the source of this 2355-nucleotide messenger RNA. Its product is annotated as ubiquitin-associated-like domain-containing protein. Gene Ontology annotation, molecular function: protein binding. The record is from RefSeq and is a predicted model, not a curated record. Lineage: Eukaryota; Fungi; Ascomycota; Eurotiomycetes; Eurotiales; Aspergillaceae. Gene Ontology annotation, cellular component: cytosol; nucleus. The transcript has 4 exons. Bases 1 to 2355 code for a protein of 784 amino acids. Gene Ontology annotation, biological process: protein deubiquitination.